This is a messenger RNA of Laccaria bicolor S238N-H82, 732 nucleotides long. RefSeq lists its product as uncharacterized. Gene Ontology annotation, cellular component: cytoplasm. Lineage: Eukaryota; Fungi; Basidiomycota; Agaricomycetes; Agaricales; Hydnangiaceae. The transcript is spliced from 7 exons. Gene Ontology annotation, molecular function: phosphatase activity. The annotation marks the transcript as partial. The record is from RefSeq and is a predicted model, not a curated record.
UGGAGCAAUCUCAGGACCCAGAUCCAAGCUCUCAAUUCAGCCUCACCGUCAGGAACGGCCUACAAACUUUUCUUCCUUUCGAGGCAUGGUCAAGGCUAUCAUAACGUUGCGGAAGCGAAGUAUGGUACUAGCUUAUGGGACAGUUACUGGUCUAAAUUGAACGGAGAUGGCGAGAUUACCUGGGCCGAUCCACAGCUAACUUCUGUCGGCAUUGAACAGGCAAAAGAUAUUCGGCGUGCCCUCGAGAUUGAGUUGGACAACGGAUUUCAUCUGCCCGACAAGUUGUACUGCAGUCCCCUCUCUCGUGCGCUGAGGACAUGUGAAAUCAUGUUUGACAGUCUGGUUAGGACCGGCAGCGUAAUGGUGAUCGAGGUUCGUCACUUCUAUGAAGUAUCUUCACAGAACUGUCGUGAAGAGAAUGGCGAGCAUACCUGCGAUAAACGGAACACACGAACAUACAUUGCGUCGACAUACCCCAACUUUACCAUUGAAGAUGGAUUUACUGAGGAGGAUGAAUUGUGGACCCCUGAACGAGAGACUAAGCGGCACGUGGAGGAGCGGGCGAGGAAAGUACUCGACACAAUUUUCGAGGAUGCGGAUAAUACCUUCAUCUCAGUGACGGCUCAUGGUGGAUUCAUUAACGCCUUUUUGUGGGCAAGCGGUAGGCCAUCUUACCCGCUACCAACAGGCGGUGUGCUGCCUUUGGUCGUCAAGUGCGAAGUUAUGGCUUAA